This is a messenger RNA of Onychomys torridus (southern grasshopper mouse), 3182 nucleotides long. RefSeq names its product hyperpolarization activated cyclic nucleotide gated potassium channel 1 (gene Hcn1). The record is from RefSeq and is a predicted model, not a curated record. Gene Ontology annotation, cellular component: membrane. Gene Ontology annotation, molecular function: monoatomic ion channel activity. The transcript is spliced from 6 exons. Lineage: Eukaryota; Metazoa; Chordata; Mammalia; Rodentia; Cricetidae. Gene Ontology annotation, biological process: monoatomic ion transport; transmembrane transport. The annotation marks the transcript as partial.
CAGAUAUUCCACAUGACGUAUGACCUCGCUAGUGCCGUGGUGAGAAUCUUCAACCUCAUUGGCAUGAUGCUGCUCUUGUGUCAUUGGGAUGGCUGUCUUCAGUUCCUAGUCCCCCUGCUUCAGGACUUCCCACCGGAUUGCUGGGUUUCCCUAAAUGAAAUGGUUAAUGACUCUUGGGGAAAGCAAUAUUCCUACGCACUCUUCAAGGCUAUGAGUCACAUGCUGUGCAUUGGCUAUGGCGCCCAAGCACCCGUCAGCAUGUCUGACCUCUGGAUUACCAUGCUAAGCAUGAUUGUUGGGGCCACCUGCUAUGCUAUGUUUGUUGGCCAUGCCACAGCUCUGAUUCAGUCUUUGGACUCUUCAAGGAGGCAGUAUCAAGAAAAGUAUAAGCAAGUGGAACAAUACAUGUCAUUCCAUAAGUUACCAGCUGACAUGCGCCAGAAGAUACAUGACUACUAUGAACACCGAUACCAAGGCAAGAUCUUUGAUGAGGAAAAUAUUCUCAAUGAACUUAAUGAUCCCCUGAGAGAGGAAAUAGUCAACUUCAACUGCCGGAAACUGGUGGCUACGAUGCCCCUUUUUGCUAAUGCGGAUCCCAAUUUUGUGACGGCCAUGCUGAGCAAGCUGAGAUUUGAGGUGUUCCAGCCUGGAGACUACAUCAUUCGAGAAGGCGCUGUGGGGAAGAAAAUGUAUUUCAUUCAGCAUGGCGUUGCUGGUGUCAUCACCAAGUCCAGUAAAGAAAUGAAGCUGACAGAUGGCUCUUACUUCGGAGAAAUUUGCCUGCUUACCAAGGGCCGGCGCACCGCCAGUGUCCGAGCUGAUACAUACUGUCGUCUUUAUUCCCUUUCGGUGGACAAUUUCAAUGAAGUCUUGGAGGAAUACCCAAUGAUGAGAAGAGCUUUUGAGACCGUUGCCAUUGACCGACUUGACCGGAUAGGCAAGAAAAACUCCAUUCUCCUUCAGAAGUUUCAGAAGGAUCUGAACACUGGUGUGUUCAACAAUCAGGAGAAUGAGAUCCUCAAGCAGAUUGUGAAGCAUGACAGAGAGAUGGUUCAAGCUAUCCCUCCAAUCAGCUACCCUCAAAUGACAGCCCUGAAUUGCACAUCAUCAACCACCACCCCAACCUCCCGCAUGAGGACACAAUCUCCACCAGUCUAUACGGCGACCAGCUUGUCUCACAGCAACCUCCACUCGCCCAGUCCCAGCACACAGACGCCCCAACCUUCAGCCAUCCUCUCACCCUGUUCCUAUACCACAGCAGUCUGCAGUCCUCCUGUACAGAGCCCCCUGGCCACACGAACUUUCCACUAUGCCUCUCCCACUGCUUCGCAGCUGUCGCUCAUGCAGCAGCUACCGCAGUCCCAGGCACCCCAGACUCAGCAACAGCAGCAGCAACAGCAACAGCAACAGCAACAGCAACAGCAGCAGCAGCAACAGCAACAACAGCCACAGACACCUGGUAGCUCCACACCGAAAAAUGAAGUGCAUAAGAGCACGCAAGCGCUUCAUAACACCAACCUGACCAGAGAAGUCAGGCCCCUCUCGGCUUCGCAGCCCUCGCUGCCCCAUGAGGUGCCCGCUAUGAUCUCCAGACCUCAUCCCACUGUGGGCGAGUCACUGGCCUCCAUCCCUCAACCCGUGGCAGCUGUCCACAGCACGGGCCUUCAGGCGGGCGGCAGGAGCACAGUGCCACAGCGUGUCACCUUGUUCCGACAGAUGUCCUCGGGAGCCAUCCCCCCCAACCGAGGAGUGCCUCCAGCGCCCCCACCACCAGCAGCUGUGCAGAGAGAAUCUCCCUCAGUCUUAAAUACAGACCCAGAUGCAGAAAAACCGCGUUUUGCUUCAAAUUUAUGAUCCUUGCUGAUUGUCAAAGCAGAAAAGAAAUACUCUAAUAAACAGAAUAUUCUCAGAUAUUAUUUUAAUCUAUCUGGUGAUAGAUCCCUAUAGCCUACUCUGAAAAGAUAUUUUAGACAGCUCUGGCCUCCAUGCAAAUGUAAAAACAUAUAUACAUAUAUAAUUAAAUAAAUAUACUUAUCUAUAUAUAAAUGCCCAGGAGAAGUUCAAAAGACUUGUAUAGCAUUCAGUGUUACAUGUCUUCCUUUCUUUAAAACCAUUAAAGGAUUUAACACAUUGUUGUAAGAUUAUUGAUUUCUAACCCACUUUUACUCAAUUCCUUUGAUAUAUGUAUUUCUCUCUUUUACGAAGAGUCCUUGGGGGUCAAUGGCAUCAAAAGUCAGAUUUUAAAAAGGCAACUCCAAUUAGUUCCAGAAGAGCACCAAUCAAAGCUUUCCUUCAUUAGCUGUGCCUCUGUAUCUAGAUUGCUAAUUAUGUGGGAUAAAAUAACCCAAUCCCAGUUUAUAGCUCUAAAUUGUAUUUUGGUGCUUUAAAUUUUGAGUUCGGUGAAGGAACCCACUACAUGCUCAGUCACAAUAGGAGACUAACAUCACCACUGCUAAGGCUUUCUCUAACCUCAAGCAUGUUCAUUGAUUUGGCAGGAAGGUGAGGAGAUUUUUGUCUUCGUGUGUUAUCGGACUUCUACUGAGACUCUGUCAAUGUUAGUUGUAAAUAAUUUUUCCAGCCCAAAUAAAAGUUAACUAUUCUGUGUUGUAUAAAGGUAAAAGUCACUGUUUAAGAAUUCAGUUUUAUGGCUUCACUUCAAAAGUCAAGAGUUUUAAAAUUUCACAAAAUCUAAUGAUUGUGGCAAUUGUUCAACUGUAAUGCAAUGGCUUCAGACCUACAAUAUUAUUUUAACCUGCAAUAUUUUAUGCAAAAUUGUAUGCUUGAAUCUACAAAUUGCUUGUACUACACCAAAAAUUAUUACUUUUCUUCCUUAUUGACAUAAUCAAGCAUCUGAAACUAGUUCUGGCAUGCUUUUUGGGGCAAAAAAAAAAAGUAGAUUCUAAUCAGUCAUUGUAAGAAAAGGCUUACAGUAUUUCUCACUUCUAGAAAAUAUAACAGUUCAUUUAUUGCCUCUUUUAAAAUUCUUAAAAGGGUGACUUGGAUCUCUGACUAAAAUCUAGAAGUGAGGUUUUCACUUUAAUUUAAUAUUAUCACUGUUAUUAUCAUUUAAACAGUUAUUUGCAAACCACAGCUUGGUUUGGAGUUAAAUGUGUUCUGUGUCUUCAUGUUAGUUGGUAGUUUAUUGUGAUGUUAAUGUGAAGAAAUAAAUAUAAUAAUCAUCA